CGUGCCGUAUUAUAUUAUGCGACUCGCGCACCUCAUUUUGAAUUUUUGGGUGAGUUUCCCUUUGCUUUCGAUCUCUCUCUCGCGCGCGCUCCUUGGGUAAUGUAACAAAAAUGGAGAAAAGCGGUGAAGUAGAAGGUCCAUCCUCUACUCUUCCGAUGGGAACGAGGCAUUCGGAUUUGAAGAAAUCGUUUAAGCUCGCCCUUCGCUCUCUUCUCACUGCCUGUUCCAACCAAGAAUUCUGCAACGCAUUCCCAAGGUUUACUGCUGCGGAGCAACAACUUCUCCACCGCCUAUUCAUUCAGGUCGUUACUUCCUUGCAUGAAAAUAUUGAGGAUGAGUUUGAGUCUCUGUGUCUUGAAACGCAGGUGGGAGCCACUCUAGAUUCCAUAGAGCAACUUGUUGAAGAACAGAGUCUGGACCCAUUGUUUUUGAAUAAGACCAAUGUAAUGGAUGUUGCUGGAAAUCUUUCAAUAGAAAAGAAGAAUGAGAUCCAAUUCUUGAUGGGUAUGCUGGACAUGGCUGAGAAACGGAACAGCCUCAUCCGUGCUCGUGUUGAACACCUGAGGCAAGGAAUGCAAGAUGUCUCGGGCAUGGCAGAUGCCUUGGAGAAGUUGAGAAGCCGGAGUUUAAGUUACGCAUGCAACAGCAAUGCCAUCCAUGAUCCUUGAUUUGUGCUGUAGAAGUAUUUUGCAGUUUUUCUGUCGCAUGGGCCAUGAGGAAUCGAGGAUGGCAGAUCUUUUGUUUGUUUUCCUUUACAUGAAAGUUGUGUGCUUACUGGAGUAACAAUUUAAAUUUGGUAGAUUGUUCCAAGUCUAACAGUCAGGGCAAAUCACACCGGAUCCUAAACGUAAGUCGACCAUAGCAUGACAAGGAGUGUAUGACCAGAUUGGCCUUUUUUUAAUGUUCAACUCGAUGACAUUGUUUUU
Molecule: messenger RNA, 926 nt
Organism: Juglans regia (Persian walnut)
Lineage: Eukaryota; Viridiplantae; Streptophyta; Magnoliopsida; Fagales; Juglandaceae
Exons: 9
Coding region: 111-668 (185 amino acids)
Biological process (GO): chromosome segregation
Cellular component (GO): MIS12/MIND type complex
Source: RefSeq, a predicted model, not a curated record